Messenger RNA from Strongyloides ratti, 4557 nucleotides. RefSeq names its product Dual oxidase 1. Lineage: Eukaryota; Metazoa; Nematoda; Chromadorea; Rhabditida; Strongyloididae. Gene Ontology annotation, biological process: response to oxidative stress. Bases 1 to 4557 code for a protein of 1518 amino acids. The record is from RefSeq and is a predicted model, not a curated record. Gene Ontology annotation, molecular function: calcium ion binding; peroxidase activity; heme binding. The transcript is spliced from 3 exons.
AUGGAUUUACAGGAAUUUAUUUUUGGUCUUCAAAAAACUCAUGAAUUUCAAAGAUAUGAUGGGUGGUUUAAUAAUCUAGCAAAUCCAGAAUGGGGUAGUGUAGGGUCUCGAUUGCACAGAGAUUCACCAGCAAAUUAUGAGGAUGGUGUUUAUAAAAUUAAUAUUUCUCUACCAUCUGCUAGAAAAGUUUCUGAUAUUGUAUUUAAAGGUCCCUCAGGAAUAAAAAAUAAAAGAAAUAUAACAACAAUGUUAGCAUUUUUUUCACAAGUUGUUGCUUAUGAAAUAAUGCAAUCAUCACAAACUGGUUGCCCACUAGAAAAUAUUCCUAUUCCAGUAGAAGAGUGUGACUCUAUUUUUGAUCCUACAUGUGAAGGCAAAACAAAUAUACCAUUUAUGAGAACAAAAUAUGACACAGAGACAGGGCAUGGUUUAAAUUCUCCAAGAGAACAAAUUAAUGAAAGAACAAGUUGGAUUGAUGCAUCAUUCUUAUAUUCUACCAAUGAACCAUGGGUUGCUGCUUUAAGAUCAUGGCAUGAAGGUACAUUAACAGAAGGUGAAGUUGAAGGUUACCCACCACUUAAUAAAAAAAUUAUUCCUCUUAUAAAUCCUGCACCACCACAAAUUCAUAGAUUAAUGGAUCCUGAAAGAUUAUUUACAUUAGGUGAUCCAAGAAUUAAUGAAAAUCCAGGAUUAUUAACAUUUGGUUUGAUUCUAUUUCGUUGGCAUAACUUUCAAGCAUUAAAAAUUGCCCAAAAACAUCCUGAUUGGACGGAUGAGGAAAUUUUUCAAGGAGCCCGUAGAAUGGUCAUAGCAUCAUUACAAAAUAUUAUAUUAUAUGAAUAUUUACCUGAAGUUUUAGGUAUAACAAAAGAUGAAAUACCAAAAUAUGAUAAAUAUAAUGCACAUAUACCUCCAGGAAUAUCUCAUUCAUUUGCCACAGCUGCCUUUCGUUUUCAUCAUACUAUUGUUCCACCAGGAAUGUUAUUUAGAAAAAAAAGAACUUCAAAAGAAGAAUGUGUUUUUAGGGAUGAUAUAGGUGGUUAUGGUGCAUUAAGAUUAUGUCAAAAUUGGUGGAAUGCACAGGAUAUUGUUCAAGAGUAUACGGUAGAUGAAAUAAUUCUUGGAAUGGCUUCUCAAAUCUCUGAGGCAGAGGAUACAAUUAUAGUUGAAGAUUUGAGAGAUUUUAUCUUUGGUCCUAUGUAUUUUACAAGAUUAGAUGUUGUAUCAAGUUCAAUAAUGAGAGGAAGAGAUAAUGGUAUACCAUUUUAUAAUGAUUUACGAAAAAAUUUUGCACUUGAAACAAAAACAUGGGAAACAAUUAAUCCAAGUCUUUAUAAAAAAGAUAAAAAAAUGUUUGAUAAAUUAAAAGAAUUAUAUAAAGAUAUUAAUUAUUUAGAUGCAUAUGUUGGUGGUAUGUUAGAAACUGAUGAAAAUGGAGUUGGUGAAUUAUUUAAACACAUAAUUCGUGAUCAAUUUUUACGCCUCCGUGAUGGUGAUCGUUUUUGGUUUGAAAAUAGACAAAAUGGUAUUUUUACAGAGGAAGAAAUUGAAGAAAUAAAAUCUAUUACAUUAAGUAAAAUACUUCGAUCAACUACUAAUGUAGAGGAAGAUGAAAUUCAAGAUAAUGUUUUUAUAUUUAAUGAAACAAGUCCAUGUCCACAACCAUUUCAAGUUAAUACUACAGGACUGGAACAAUGUAUUCCUAUGAUGCGUUAUGAUCAUUUUAAUGGUAAUGAAGUGACAUAUAUAUUUACAUUAAUAGGAAUUGCUUGUGUUCCACUAAUAUGUAUUGGAAUUGCAAGAUAUUUAAUUAUAAGGCGAAGAAAAUUAGGUGUUGCAUUAAUUGAUAUGCCAAAAAUUAUUGCAAAAGAUAGUUAUAAUAAUAGUGUUAUUGAUUCACAGUCUGAAGCUGACUCAACAUCAGACUCUGCCUCUACAAAAUAUUAUCAAAUACCUCAUACUGUAGAAGAUAAAUUUAAAAUGCCAGCAAUUGAAUGGUUAAGUGAUAGUUUUUGUAGAAGUGUUAAUUUUGAAUUAGAUACAACAACAGGUCAAAUAUGUAUUAAAAGACCUAGAAGUAAAGGUAUCUUAAGAAAAUUAAAUAUGGGAAAAGCUGAUAAAGUUUUAUUUACCUUAACUGAUCCAACAACUAAAAGUACCUAUGGUCCAUUUAUUAUUAUAACAAUACCAAAAAAUUAUGAUAUGGUUAUAAGAUUACAUAAUGAUACACAUUGUGCUCAAUUUAUGAAAGUUGCUGGAGAUUGUUUAAAAAAAUUAAAUAUUCCAUUAACAAUUAAACAUUUAGAUAAUGAUGUUCUCCUUCAAACAGCAGAAACAAAAGAAAAAAGGCAAAAAAAAUUAGAUUUAUUUUUUAGAGAAGCUUAUGCUAAAUCAUUUCAAACACCACAAUUAUCAGAUGACAAUGUUGAGUAUAAUGAAGAUUUAUCAAGAGAUAUACUUGGAAUUUCAAUUUCAAAAUCAGAAUUAGCUGAUGCAUUAGGUAUGAGAGAAGAUAAUCAUUUUGUUGAUAGAUUAUUUGCAUGUAUGGUAAAAAAUGGUGAAGAUUCUGUAUCUUUCGAAUCAUUUUUAGAAUUAUUAAAAAAAUUUUCUAAUGGAAGUACAAAAGAUAAAAUGAAUUUAUUAUUUAAUAUGUGUGAUUAUAAUGGUGAUGGGCAAGUUGAAAGAUCUGAAUUUAUACAAUUUUUUAAAAGUUUAUCUGAUACUGCUGGAGUAAAAUUAGAUAAACAUGUACAAGAAGAUAUGUUAGAUGGUGUCUUAUUAGUUCAUGGUGUUGAUACUAAAAGUAAAUAUUUAACAGAAGAAGAUUUAGAAAAAAUAUUUACUGAAGUUGAUGGUGUUAAUCGUCCUGUUGGUGUUCAUUUACGUGGAGCAAAAUUGAAGGUUAAUCUUGAUGAUUCUAGUUCAUUAAGUAGUUUUGCUGUACCUGCUGAUGAAGAAAAAUCUAAAAUUACACGUUCAAGACUUUCUAUAUUACUUUCAUUUCUUGAGACAUAUCGUCAACAUAUUGCCUGGACAUUUAUCUUCUUUUCUAUUAAUGCACUCCUUUUUCUUGAAAGAUUUUGGCAUUAUCGUUUUGAAGUUGAACACCGUGAUUUACGUAGAGUUUUAGGAACUGGUAUAGCUAUAACAAGAGGUGCUGCAGCAGCUAUUUCAUUUAGUAUGUCAUUAAUAUUAUUAACUGUAUGUAGAAAUUUGAUUACUGUUAUACGUGUAACUCCAAUUGGUGAAUAUAUACCUCUUGAUUCAGCUAUAGUUUUUCAUAAGAUUAUUGGUUACACAAUUGCAUUUUUUUCUGCCGUCCAUACAAUAGGUCAUUUAGUUAAUUUCUAUAAUAUAGCUACACAAUCACAAGAAGGUUUACAAUGUUUAUUUCAAGAAGCUGUCUUUGGUUCAAAUUUUGCUCCAACAGUUAAAUAUUGGUUUUUUGGUACAAUGACAGGUUUAACAGGAAUUUUGAUUGUUGUUAUUAUGUGUAUUAUUUAUAUAUUUUCAAUACCAUCAUUUAUGCAUCAAAAUUAUAAUGCAUUUAUAUUUACACAUUGGUUAAAUAUAGGAUUUUAUGGUUUAACAUUAUUACAUGGUCUUCCUAAAUUAUUAGAUUCACCAAAAUUUUGGUAUCAAAUGUUAGGACCACUUAUUUUAUUUAUAAUUGAUAAAAUAAUUGGAAUGAGACAACAAUAUAAACAAUUAAGAAUUAUUGAAGCAGCAAUUUUACCAUCAGACAUAAUAUAUAUACAAUUUAAAAGACCACAUUCAUUUAAUUUUUAUUCUGGUCAAUGGGUAAGAAUAAGUUGUCCAGAUAUAUCAUGUGCAUUUAAUGAAGAUCAUGCAUUUUCUAUGGCAGCAGCACCACAAUCACCAUCUCUAGAAUUAUAUAUUAAAGCAGUUGGUCCAUGGACUAGACAACUUCGAUCAAUAUUACAAGAUUGUCAAGCUAAUGGUUUACCUUAUCCUACAAUAAAUUUAUCUGGACCAUUUGGAGAUGGUAAUCAGGAAUGGACAGGUUAUGAUAUAGCUGUAAUGGUUGGUGGUGGUAUUGGUAUAACACCAUAUGCAUCAAUUCUUAUGGAUCUUGUUCUUAAUAAACCAUCUGGUAGACAUACAAAUAUUAAAUGUAAAAAAGUUUAUUUCUUAUGGAUAUGCCCAACUCAUAAAAAUUAUGAGUGGUUUGUUGAUGUACUUAAAGAUGUUGAGAAAUUAGAUACAAAUGGUAUAUUAGAAAAUCAUAUAUUUAUUACACAAUUUUUUCAUAAAUUUGAUUUAAGAACUACUAUGUUGUAUAUUUGUGAAAAACAUUUUCGAACUGAUAAUAAUGGUCGAUCAAUGUUUACCGGACUUCGAGCAGUCAAUCAUUUUGGUAGACCAGAUUUUGAUUCAUUUUUCAAAUUUCUUCAAAAUAAACAUAAUAAUGUUGAACAAAUUGGUGUGUUUAGUUGUGGACCAGCAACAGUAAACAAAAAAAUCCGACAAUCCUGUACUGAAGCUAAUCGUGUACGUAAUGCUCCCAGUUUUGUACAUCGAUUUGAAACUUUCUAG